Messenger RNA from Auanema sp. JU1783, 618 nucleotides. The record is from the annotation of a GenBank genome assembly. Lineage: Eukaryota; Metazoa; Nematoda; Chromadorea; Rhabditida; Rhabditidae.
AUGGCUUCUCAAAUUUAUUUAUUUGUUGCUGUUGCAUUAUUGUCAGCCAUUCUCCAAUCCCAAGCUAUUACUGAAAAAACAUUGAACCUUAGUGUUGUAGAUGAGGGGAUAGUAGAAACACCGAAGUCUAAUGACACGUCUGUUACUGAUUCGUCAAUGCUUAAAAACGAUUCAGCAGUAACAGAAACUACAGUUAACCCACUCAACUCUACUCUUGUUCCUGGUAAUCUCACAUCUUCUCCACUUCCAUUGGGACAGAACAGUUCCUCAUCGUUCAAAGAAGAAGACUGUAAUCCACCAAAAAAAGUGAACACCGUUUAUGCUUGUAAUAAUCAACUGAACUCUACCUUCACUUGUAGCAAUGCUGAGUUUGUGCUAUCGGCCGGAAAGUUCAUCCCGUGCCACAGCCACGAUGAUUGCAAACCAUUUCAACAACCAAACGAUUGGUGUAAUCUUCCAUGGGAAUACAAAUACACAAAUUACGGUUGCUAUUGUGACAAGAAAGUUGGAUCUUGCGUGAUUGAGAGGGAGCAUCGCUUCACUUUCUCACGUCAAUGGGCUUACUGUAUUGCUCGAUCUGAGUACAAAUGUGAUGGUAAAACAGAAUGUCUUUUAUAA